UCCGCGUUCACCGCAGCCCCACCGUGCACAACCUCGAUCGCUUGCGCGCAUUGCCAGCGAAACCCUCAUAUGCGAGCAGGAUGGUCAAGAACGGAGGCGCCUGUCUCUACAAAGAGGCGCGGCUGAACAUCGAGCCUGCCUUUCCUGGAUCGACCGUCUCGUUCACACUCCCGGCGCACUCGACCUCGACGUUCGGCACGCGCACUGCUGCAAAGCGCGCCAUUGUCACAGAACAGUAUGCCGACCAGGACGAAGAGUCGUUUACGCGCCGUCACCUGGCCGCAGACGGCUCGAUGUUCUUUCGACACCACCACGACUAUCCCCGCGCUUUUCUUUGGCGCGUCUUAGACAACAGGAAAAUUCUCGAGAUUCAAGCCGCCGAUCUCGAUCACGAUUCGAGCCACGGCUUCGAGGCCAAUCUGACGCUUCUGCUGAAGUUUCCGUCGCCGAUCCGCCCGUUCUGUGUCGCAUUCGCAGAACCCAACGACCGAGAUGCGCUCACUGUAUUCGCCAUCACCACCGCGAACGAGCUCUACACCAUCACUAUCCACCGCGACUUCUUCACAACUCUCGCUGCCUCGGAGCAGGAGAUCGAGAACUGGUGCAAGACAUCAGAGCCAGUGCUGUUCAGCGGCCGCAUUCCGUACCGGCUCGAGAGCAUCGCCGUGGACGAUCUCCUCGUGUCGCUCGACGAUGGUGCCGUCUGCCGCCUAACAUGGGAUAGGGACAACAAAGUGUGGGACGGCUCGCGAUACCAGAACAGCAAUUGGUCGGUCCGUGGGCUCCUGUCAUGGAAAGCACAGCCGACAAUCAGAUUCGACAAUGCAGAAUUUGCCGUCUCUGCCGCUGCCGCUGUCGCGCUGUCUCCGGAUAAGCAGCACAUCCUGGCCAUUUCUUUGGACUAUACGCUACGAGCCUGGAAUGUUGCCUCGGGAAAACCAGGGGCCCAGACCGACCUGCUGGGUCGAACAGACCGCACGUUGGAAAUGGUCAAUGGUAACAGCAAUGGAAAUGGCUCAUACCUCAUUGGACCUGCACAGUCGAAGCUCAUGGCGGUUCUUGAUAUCCCAGGCGGUGUUGAGGGCGCCAACUACCAUGUCGUCUCGUACUCGCCAAAGCAACACCAGUUUAGAUUCUGGGGCGUACGUGAUGGUGACGAUAUGCACAACGGCAUUGUCGACGUUCAGCCGCUCGUCGAGUUUGUACCUCCUAUCGAUGAGCUCAUGAACACAACUGUGUGGUCCAUGGAAGAGUUCCAUGUUAUACCCGGCCCGGCUGGAACUUGGAGGGGAACUGAGCUAUGGAUCCGCGCAAGGUCUGGCCCGAGCAGCAGGGUCUAUCAGCUGAAGUUUGACCUUCACGACGAGCCCGAUAAUCUGGAACGAGUAUGGAAGAACGAGUGGGUUUCUGUCGACGCAGGCCCGCUGACGGUAGAAGGGCUGAAACGUAGUCCGACCUUCCCAGAUCAGCAAGAUACCGCUCAUGAUGAUGUUGACGUAUCGGGGCAAUGGCUUGACUUUCUGUUCUAUCCAGGACGUUUCACAGUCGCCACAUUAGAGACCGCACUGAACAUCUUUGCGAGAAGCAUCGACCGAAAGCGGCCAAGCAGGGGAAUUAGCACAGGUUCACUGAAGGAGCGCAUAUGUGGUGCGGUAUCCCUGCUCGCAGGCAAGGUGCCCCAUGGUGCUCGCGACGCUGAUACAUUCGGUGAUGCCGUUUGUGCACAAUGGCAAGCAUUCUACGGCUUGGUCAAAGAAUUACAUAAACGCAGAGGGGAGUCUUUGUCACUCGUAUACGAUGCAGAGACAUCUAUGCCGUGGUUGAUUUUGAGCGAUUACGUUUCCGCAAUUCGCACUUGCAGCGAGCUGGAGCUUACGACACUAAACGCAACAGCGCUGACCAGCACUCAACCCCUGGCGGGUCCUCUUUCCAGAGCUCUGGAUAGAUCGACACCUGAUGUGGCUCGGCUUCUCAAUGCUGCAUCUUCUUUUCGACGAAGGCUUCCUUCCUUUGUGCAGCGUCGCGUUGAACGUCAGCUGGAAGCCGAUGCGCUGCAAAGUCGUUCACUCACAGUCAUCGAUCGCAUGGAGUUGAUUGAAUCGCAGAGCGAGCUCGUACAACAUGUAUCAGACGAAGAUCUGGCAAUCAUUGUCGAUGAACUUGGCACCGAAAUCAAAGACCUCAGCACGGAAACUUUUCUUCAGGCCAUCCACAUAUUGGCUUACGAAGAGCAAGGACGACCCAACAAUCGGAAGCAGCUUGCACGCUUCGGUCUUAACGCAUUGUUGCGGGUAUCGCAAGAAACUCUCGAGCGAGAUUAUCACGCAGUGCUAGACCUGUUGGUACUUUUGCUCGUCAUGUUCGUCGAGCUUGAAGGGGAGACACCAGAGGGAUUUGACGCAUCCGAGGUAUUUGUGGAGCUGGCAGCGCAAUUCAGGGACUAUAUGACCGUGUCAUGGCUGGCCCGAACAGUUUGGUCACAUCAAACGUCCACAGGGCCUGCCUCGGAGGCCGUGAAUCGAACACUGAGUGAGAAUUUGAAGACAGGCAAGAAGCUUCCGAUAACUCAGACGGUGAUGGAAGGAAUUUAUGGUAUCCGAUUCUUCGACUUGCCUCUACCAAAGGGUCUAAAGGCUGGCCAGCUGACCUAUUGGGGCCGCGCUUGGGUGGCCUCAAUGUUUAGGGAGGAAUCUCUAUACGAUUCUGUCGUCGAGGACAACAUGGGCAUCUUACUCUAUCAGAAAGAAUAUGACUUGGCCUUAGACUUCGCCAAGUUCCUUACCGACGGCAACUGGGCUACCUACCUCAAGGCCCGGUUGCACAUCGCUCUUGGCGAAAACGCUAUUGCCUCUGUCUAUUUCCACAAAGUGGCAUACACACUUGCAUUGGGCAUGUUCAGCGUCGAAGACGCCGACUCCGCUGGCCUUGUGUCUGAAACUGACCGUAACCUGUUCUCAGAAGGACUAGCGAAGUACUACAGUCAUAUUGUAGGUUUGUUCGAGAAAGUGAAAGCCUACUCAUAUGUAGCCGAGUUCGCACAAUCAGGUCUCAGAUCAUUGACAGGCCGAGAGGACCAGGAGACUAAAACGGAGCUUCUUCAACGCUUGUUCAGCGCGUCCAUUCAAACGGCAAGGUACCAAGCAGCGUACUCAGCGAUGACGCGGCACAGCGAUACAGCCUUAAAACACUCGUCUCUCCAAACUCUGAUAACCUCGAUGGUGGGGCAAUCGCAAGCCGCAGCCCUGCUCAAGUUCCCUUUCGUCGGCUUAUCAGACGAAGUAGACAUGACUUUAACAUCAUUGUGCCACAAAACCUUGAAUCUGGCAUCCGGACCUCCAUAUCAUCAAAUCCUGUACUCUUUCCGCGUUUCGCGCAACAACUUCCGCGGUGCGGCAUCUAUCCUAUAUGAACGACUCCAGCGCCUCAAAACAACGUCAUCGAAGUUUCAAGACCCCGCAGACGAAUCAUUGAUACAAGGCUACCUGAUGAUCAUCAACACGCUCUCGUCGGUCAACAAAGAAGAUGCAUACAUCCUAGCGGAGCAGAAAAUAGACGAGACUGGGCCGCCGCAAUGGGGCUUAGGGAAAGCUAAGAAGUUGCUGAAGAGGCAGAUUGUCACGCUCGACACUCUGAGAAAGGAAUACCAGGCUGAGCUUGACCGGAUAGCAGUGAUCGAGAGUGGCCACUUUCCCUUUGUAGAUCCGGCGGACGACAUGGACAUUCUAUGAUUGUAAGAUGAUUGCAGCGCGGCGUUACGGUAUUCGAGACAUACAUGGCAGGCUGGAGAUUGUGGGUAGCAUUUGGCAACUUGAACGAUAAGGAACGUAGCGAACUAGAUGUGCGUUCGAGCUUGCCCUUGGGUGACGCCUGGUUUGUGGAAAUCCUGCACUGCAGCUGCAAGACUAGGAACAACGAAUUUACAGCAUCAACAGGAAGCUUCUUUGUUAGUGAUGUUGUGCUGAAGUAGAGGUGCUAAGUCGUCAGUGGCAAGCCUAUUGGCUGUGCUAAAGACGGCUUUAAAACGCUAAGACGCGAC
Messenger RNA from Boeremia exigua, 4036 nucleotides. Its product is annotated as nucleoporin Nup120/160-domain-containing protein. The coding region runs from base 81 to 3728 and encodes 1215 amino acids. Lineage: Eukaryota; Fungi; Ascomycota; Dothideomycetes; Pleosporales; Didymellaceae. The transcript is spliced from 3 exons. The record is from RefSeq and is a predicted model, not a curated record. Gene Ontology annotation, molecular function: structural constituent of nuclear pore. Gene Ontology annotation, cellular component: nuclear pore.